Messenger RNA from Oryzias latipes (Japanese medaka), 3067 nucleotides. Its product is annotated as putative methyltransferase NSUN7. Lineage: Eukaryota; Metazoa; Chordata; Actinopteri; Beloniformes; Adrianichthyidae. Gene Ontology annotation, molecular function: methyltransferase activity. The record is from RefSeq and is a predicted model, not a curated record.
UUACUUCCAUGCAGGAACUUAGACUGUAUUUAAAAUGAUACGAAAGCGCUUUUACAGCCAGCAGUCAAAGUAAUCAAUAUGAGAGUGAUGGUGGAAAGAGUUUAGACUUUACAUGUCUGUCUUCGAGGAUCAGGCCUCCUUCAUUAUCAUAUUGUUGCCAUGGCUUUCCCAAACUCAGGAAGGCUCAUGCCGAACAAAGCCCUGCAUUAGAAAGAGGGAGAGGCAUCAGGAAGCAUCCAGGCCCUUGACACUGAGAAAUACAACACCGAGCAGAAAACAGCAGUUAGAAAUUUAUGGAAAGCUUCUGGAUACUUGCUUAGCCUGCAUUUCUUUGUGAAGAUGAGUGCAGUUUCAGUGAAGAGGGCUCUGAAUGACAAUGCAAGCUCCACUGAGGAUGUCAAUAUGAAUACUGAGACGGAGCAGGCAGUUCCCUCUGAUCAAAACCACACAAGGAACCUGCCCACUCUUCCUCUUCUUGAUCUGCAUUCCUCCCCAGACAGACGCCUUUCAGAUCAGGUUUAUCUGCAGGCCGCAGCCAUUUUCCAGUGGCUGCAUGCUGAAAAGCCAGCGCCACAUCACCUCCUGCCACACAGAGAAAAGACAGACAUACCGCUGUCGGGGAGUGGAGACAAAAACACAGAAAAACAGGCCUACCAGCUCGCCUUCAACACCCUCAAAUAUCAAGAGUUACUCAUGGAUGUGAUUGCUAACAGCGGCUUGCAAAAAUGUCCACAUAUGGACAGCGACUUGUUGCCCCUGGCGAUGGUGAUGCUGUUUGAGCUCCAGGAAAAAAAGUUUGCUCUACAAGAGCUUGUACCAAAAGAGGGACAGGAGGUUUUCCAAGAAGUGAGGGAAUUGCAGAGGAUUCUUCAAAAGUGCAAAACCAAGCUGGCUGCAAAUCUAGCUCGCUUCAGAGUGAAACAUCGUUUGCGGAGCGUCUCCUGUUUUUUGCCUGACUCUGUCAGGACCAAACAAACCAGAGCUAAAAUCCUGCCACUCUACGCAUGGAUUAACACCCACAAGAUAAGUCUUGCUGAUAUUUGUGAAGCCCUGCAAAGCGCCGGCCUUAUUGAAGCUCAGAACAUAACAGACCUCACGGAGUUCACCUUCUGCAAGGACCCACUCUGUCCAGACACUCUUGUCUUCCAUCAAAGCCUGCAGGCUAAGCUCCUGCACAGCCGUCUCACUGCCACACAUGUGCUGAACAUACAGGACAGAAGUGCGUGUUUGACAGUCAGGGUUCUGCAGCCUCUUCUGUAUGAAAAAGCCGACGUGUUGGUGGUGGGGUCCUUCUCAGCUUUGACCGUGGCUCACAUCGCCACUGUGGCUGCUUCCCGCGUGGGCAGAGUGCUGGUGUGCAGCACCGAUCACACACCGUCACAGGUGAAGGAAAUGCGGGAGCUGCUCGCACAAAUGGACAUACAAAAUGUUCAAAUCCUUUCAGAUGCUUUUUCCAAUCUCAGCGAGUGGGACACCAGCGCUCAGAUGAUCAGAGUCAUCGCUGUUCUGCCACAGUGUUCGUCCUCUGCCCUCAAUGACCCGGUGCCCACCAUGCACAGCGAACACGGAGACUGGACUCUACUGCCAGAAUUGUCCCAGGGUUCUGUUUCCUCCAGCAAAAUGCUCUCCCUGACCACCAAACAAUCAUGGCUGCUGGGUCAUGCGCUCACCUUUCCAAAGGUGCAGACUGUUCUGUACUGCACUCGCUCAGUCUAUCCUGACGAAAAUGAGGAUCUGGUGAGGAAGGUUCUAGAAAAAGCCCGCACUCCUCCCAAACUGCUGCCAUUCAGGGUGAGUGGUCCGGUUUUUCCAAGUGAUUCUCCACCAGGAGCCACAGCGGACCCCAGGUUCUUCAGACUAGCGCCUUCUCAGCUCACCAACGGAUGCUUUAUCGCCAGACUAUCGCGUCAGGCUGACCCCACAAAGGUUGAAACAGUCCAGGAUGUGCUGGCAAGAGCAGCUGCUAAGGGCCUCCUGGGGGGCAUAAUUCCUGAACCGCCAAGAGGUCGUAAAAAGGGGAAAAGCAAGAAGACUCAAGCUGCUUCAUCUAUAAGCAAACCAUCAUCCCCAUCUGAACCAGAGAGGCGGGAGGGGGAGGAUUCUGAAAAUCCAACCUCAGAACAGGGACAAGAGAUUGUACAGGAAGACUUCAGGAAGGACGGGGAAAAGGUGACCGAAACGAACGGAGGAAAGAAAAAAAAGCGUAAACGGGCAAAAAAACAAAGCAGAAAAGCAGACUCUGUUCAAAAGAAGUCUACAAAGAAAACAGGGAACCAGUCGCACAAUAAGAAGGCAAGUAAGCCCAAACAAAUACCGCGUCUCACGCUCGCAUCAAUUUCCUCAGACAAACCCUCCAGCAGCUUGACUCUGAUCACAGCUCUCGCACACAAGAUCAGCGGGAAUCCAGCGGGUCAGUCCCAGCAGAGCUCAGCUGCUUCCAACUCAACCAUCAGAAGACCAAAUGUUCAGCAAGCAGGAGCAGAAACACUCAAGGACACCGCCGAACCCUCCAGACAGGGGAGACAGGAGAAGGCUGCAACAACACAGGGAGCAGUGAGGCCUAAAGACCAUGUCCUACCACCAAUUUCCUGUCUCAUCUCCUCUUCUCCGGGCAACAAGAGCAGAAAUUCUGUCUCCCAGAGCGUCUCUUCUCAGCCUGUAAGCACUUCAGCAUCCUUAUCCUCAAUCUCACUGCCUGACAUUUAAAAAUGCAGCCGUGAGGUUUAUCUUAAGUGUUUCUACUUUUGGGUCAAACUGAAAAAAAAGGAUAAAAAAAUUAACAAUUGUUCAUUUUUUAACACCAUCACAUGAGAUAAAUGCUUAAACAGUUAAGGCCAGCUUGAACAAAAGGAAUUUUAACGAUGUUUGUUUACUAUUAAUGUAGCUAAAUUCAUUUAUGUGCCAUAGUUUUAUAUUUCUAUGUAAAUGUGACAUAAUUAUAUAUUGAAUGUAUAUAUACAUUUAACUUUACACAUGAGAAAAAUAAAAUAUGAGAUCAAAUAAGGGUCUAAAAACUACUUUUUUUUACGCCAACAUUUCUGCAGCAAAAACGUCUCCUCUGUCCCGA